Molecule: messenger RNA, 1056 nt
Organism: Olea europaea var. sylvestris
Lineage: Eukaryota; Viridiplantae; Streptophyta; Magnoliopsida; Lamiales; Oleaceae
Exons: 2
Coding region: 1-1056 (351 amino acids)
Molecular function (GO): zinc ion binding
Source: RefSeq, a predicted model, not a curated record
AUGAGGCCAGUAAUUUGGGUUGAUGGAAGUCAUUUGAAGGGCCAAUAUAAGGGAACACUACUAGUAGUUGCAGCGCAAGAUGCUAACCUACAAAUAUAUCCUCUUGCGUGGAGUGUUGUCGAUGGGAAAACAAAUGCAUCGUGGUAUUGGUUCUUUGCAAAGUUGAAAGAUGUCGUUGAUGAUUCAAACCAGCUAGUGUUUGUGUCGGACAGGAAGAAGAGUAUUAAGCGGGCAAUUACAAGGUUGUUCCCACUUUCCCACCACGGUGCUUGCAUCUGGCAUAUGGAGAAAAAUCUUAUUGCUAGGUAUAGCAGUAGCAAUGUCAUCUUCUUUUUCAAGCGGGCAGCGCUAGCAUACCGCAUAUCGAAAUUUGAUCAGUUCAUGACACAGAUAAGAAUCAUUCGACCGUCAAUGGCAUCUUACUUAGAACGUACCGGUAUAUCCACCUGGUCACAGGCACAUUUUGUUGGUAAUCGGUACAACGUUAUGACGAAUAACAUUGUGGAGUCAUUGAAUUCAGUCCUAAGGCGACAAAGAAGUUUCCCUAUAACCUCGUUGAUCAAAAAUAUUACGUCAUUGAUGCAACGAUGGUUCUACGAGAGAAAAAGUGCAUCCACGAAAUGUAGUACGACUGUGACACCAAAAAUUGAUGAUGAAUUGAGAAAAUCAUUCAACGUCGGUAACACAUGUUCAUGUCGAGAGUUUCAAAUGCGACAAAUCCCAUGUUCACAUGCAUCUCGAGCUGCUUGCGCAAAAGAAAAAUCAUUGUAUGAUUUGUGCUCCCCUUACUACACCACAAAAUAUUGGCGAGCUGCGUACAACGAAGUUCUUCACCCCGUUGGACGAGAGUCAGAUUGGGUUAUUCCUCAAUCUAUUCGUUUUGUCGAAGUUUUGCCCUCGAAUAUACGUAGAGCACCAGGUCGACCUCCUACCCAACGUCAACAGUCAAGAACUGAAAGGUCGACGUUGAGACGAAAAUACGGCCGAUAUGGGGGUUCUGGACAUAAUAGACAAACAUGUCAGAAUUCGACAUCUUUAAGUGACACGUAUACUUGA